Molecule: messenger RNA, 489 nt
Organism: Lathyrus sativus (Indian pea)
Lineage: Eukaryota; Viridiplantae; Streptophyta; Magnoliopsida; Fabales; Fabaceae
Source: the annotation of a GenBank genome assembly
AUGUCGACUUCAUCGGAGAAAUCCACGUUUUCUCAAACAUGCAACCUCCUCAGCCGAUACAUCAAAGACAAGGCUAAUUCCGGUAACCUAACAAAUGUUGUCGCAUCAUCAAAGAAUCUCACAACUAAGGAUUUCUUAACUCCAAUGUCUAUGGUUAAGGAACCAAGAGCUAAAGCGUCACAAUUGACAAUGUUUUAUAAUGGACAAGUAAUUGUGUUGGAUGAUUUUCCGGCUGAGAAAGUGGAAGAGUUAAAGACAUUUGCUCAGACACAGUCUUUGGUUACUCCGAUUAUUCCUCAACUGCCUUGUGGAACAAUUGUUGUUGAUAUGCCAAUUGCAAGAAAAGCUUCGCUUCUUAGAUUCAUGGAGAAGAGAAAAAACAGAGUUGCUGCGAAAUCACCGUACUAUAAAACGGUUAAAACCGUUUCUGAUCCAGUGAAGUCUUCUGAGUCCAUUCCAUGGCUUGUGUUAGGAGCUAAAUCAACGUGA